AGGGAAUAAAAGAGAGAAAGGAAAAGAGUUUGAAGGAGAAAAGUGUUAAGAAACUUGGAAGCGAAACCUCCGAGGAGUGGACUGAGCUUUGAUUCAAGAAAUCGGACAGGCAGCAGUAAAACUCUGAACUAGUUCUUCUGCCCCAAAGUCCGGAGAGGACAGGAGAGAGUGUGAGCAGCUGAAGUGAGAAGAUAAACUAUCCUAUCCUCCUGUCCUCAAACAACUGUUUGUCAAGGAUCUUGAGGAGCAAGUUUGAUAAAUCUCAGAGAAGAGCAGCCAUGGCUUGUAAGAGCAGCAAACAAGGCACAUUAGCUCAAAUGAAGCAGCCAUCUGGCAAACGUACCCUUGAUAUCGCCAUCGUAGGGGACUCAGGUGUCGGCAAAUCAUCCCUGGUCAAUGCCCUGCGAAAUAUGGCAGAUGAUGAGCUUGGUGCAGCUGCGGUCGAUGUGAUAAAAGGUACUAGGGAACCAAUGGGGUACUUUUACCCCCAAUAUCCAGAUGUAACCCUUUGGGAUCUACCAGGGAUUCAACCACCUCUGUUUCCGGCAGAGAGAUACAUAAAGGAUAUGGAUUUUAAAAAGUAUGAUUUCUUCAUCCUUGUUGGUGAAAGAAGAUUGACUGAUGAUGCCAUCGUGCUGGCCCGCAAAAUUCAGAAAACAAACAAGGGUUUUUUCUAUGUGUGCACCAAAGUGGAUGUUAUUAUAUUUGCUGAAAGCAGGAAACCAAGCUUCAAUGAGGAGAAAACCCUUGAGCAAAUAAGGAAAGAUUGCUGUGAAUGUCUGACAAAGGCCGGGGAGUCACCUCCAAGGGUUUUUCUCAUCUCAAGGUGGGAUUUGAGCAUGUACGAUUUCCCCCUCCUGCAGAGGACUCUGCAAGAUGAAUGUAUUGAUCUCCAGAGGCGUGCCUUACUACCACCCCAGGACCCAGGAAGGAAGAUACACAAUAAACCUGAUGAAUGCCCCCGAGGAGCAGCUAUGGGUGCCAACAGCUCACAAUCAGACACAUCAACUCAAAGAGAACACCCACCAGGCAAAAGCAGCCUUGAUGUUGCCAUCACGGGGCCAGGUGUCGGCAAAUCAUCCCUGGUCAAUGCCCUGUGCAAUAUGGCAGACAAUGAGGAGGAUGCCGCCAUGGUUGAUAUGAUACAAGGUACUAAGGAACUCAAAGGGUACCUGUGCCCCAGCUAUCCCGACGUAACUCUCUGGGAUCUGCCAGCAAUCGGAACACAUGAGUUUGAAGCAGAGAAAUAUGUAAAAGAGAUUGAUUUCAACAAAUAUGAUUUCUUCAUCAUUGUUAGUGAAAUAAGCUUCACCGAGCAUGAUGCCAUGCUGGCUCGUGAAAUUUGGAAAAGAAAGAAGAGGUUUCUCUAUGUGCGCACCAAAGUGGAUGUCAGUAUAACUGACGAAAGAAGAAACCCACACUUCACGGAGGACAAAACCCUUAAGGAAAUAAGGAACUAUUACUGUGAAAAUCUGGCAAAGGCUGGGGAGUCGUCUCCAAGGGUUUUUCUGAUCUCAAAUUGGGAUUUGAGCAUGUAUGAUUUCCCCCUUCUGCAAAGGACCCUGCAAGAUGAAUUUAUUGAUCUCAAGAGAUCAAGUGAUUCAUCUAGAAGAGCCUCGUGGCAUGACUUCAAAAAAAAUUUUCUUGCUGACUUGGAAAAUAUGAAGGCAGUUUUAGUACAAGGACAUCUCCCAGAUGUGGUAGCCCAGAUUCGGCAAGAGUUAGAUUUGCUAAGCAAUGCCACACUUGACAUUGCCAUCACAGGGCAUACAGGUGCUGGCAAGUCUUCUCUUGUCAAUGCCUUGCGGGGUAUGUCAGAUUUUGGAGAGGGCUCAGCUAAGACGGGGCUGAAACAGACAACCAUGUUUGCGACAAAAUAUCAGCACCCAAAGUUCCCCAAGGUGACACUAUGGGAUCUACCAGGAAUUGGAACAGAUGAUUUCAAAGCAGAUGAGUAUCUGGAGAAGGUAGAUUUUAGCAAAUACGAUUUCUUUAUCAUUGCUUCAGAACGUUUUACAGAGAGUGACACCCAGCUGGCUCGUGAGAUUCAGAAAAUGAAAAAGAAGUUUUACUAUGUGCACCCUAAAAUUAAUCUUAGCAUGGAUGCUGAAAGAAGGAGACCCACCUUCAAUGAAAUGGAGACACUUGAGGACUUAAGGCAAUAUUAUUGUGAUAAACUGAGAAAACUGGGAGAGGCUUCUCCAAAGGUUUUUUUGAUAUCAAAUUGGGAUUUGAGCAUGUAUGAUUUCCCCAUUCUGCAAGAAACCUUGCAGAAUGAACUGGAUCAUCUCAAAAGACACGCCCUCCUUCUCUCAAUGCCAACUUUCUCAAGAGAUAUCCUGGAGAAGAAGAAAUCUGAGAUGAGGAAACUUAUAUGGAAGCAGGCCCUUGUGUCUUCCUAUUUUGGCUGUGUGACUCGGUUAGCUCUCAAAUUACCUUGGCAUAUUUUCUUCUUGGUGAAAACACUCAAAAAGUUCUGCAUGUCUUUUGGGUUGGAUGAAGAGUCCCUGUGCAGUCUUGCAAACCGGGUUGGUAAACCUCUAAGUGAGCUGAAAUCAGUGAUUAAGAAGUCUCCACUGGCUAAUGAGAUCAGCGAAGAAUUUGUACUUGAUCUCUUGGCCAAGUCAGGGCAGUGUAAAGCACCAACAGUGCUAGGACAGAUUGUUGAGUUCAUACCUGUGUUGGGCAAUUUAGUCAGUGGAACUAUUUCUUUCCAAACCAUCUACCACAUGCUGCAAUGCUUUCUGCAAGAUGUUGAGGAAGAUGCAGAGAAUGUUCGUGCAAAAGCCUCUGAGCGCUGAAAGUCCCAAAUAAAGACCAGACACCUAUCUGCUCGUGUUUAGAGAUCUGCUAGUAACAUGGAAUCCGCAAAAUCAAUGUUUUGGGGGUUUUGGGGGGAGGAAAUGGUUUUGCAAGUAAAAUUCUUUAUAUGCUU
Podarcis muralis (Common wall lizard) is the source of this 2935-nucleotide messenger RNA. The record is from RefSeq and is a predicted model, not a curated record. NCBI's taxonomy places the organism in Eukaryota, Metazoa, Chordata, Lepidosauria, Squamata, Lacertidae.